Prunus armeniaca (apricot) is the source of this 1992-nucleotide messenger RNA. The record is from the annotation of a GenBank genome assembly. NCBI's taxonomy places the organism in Eukaryota, Viridiplantae, Streptophyta, Magnoliopsida, Rosales, Rosaceae.
AUGGAGGUGAAGAAGAUCCAAGCAUUGUCGUUCACGUUCCUGCUUCUCUUUAUUUCAGAAUUCUUGUGUGGAAUAGCAUCGGCAGCCGGAGGUUCAUCCAAGGUGGGGACUGUGAUCGGAAUUGAUCUCGGAACUACGUAUUCUUGUGUGGGAGUGUACAAGAAUGGUAAUGUAGAAAUCAUAGCAAACGACCAAGGCAACAGAAUCACACCCUCCUGGGUUGCCUUCACUGACACCGAGCGUUUAAUUGGAGAGGCCGCGAAGAAUCAAGCCCCUCUCAACGCAGAACGCACGAUUUUCGGCGUCAAGCGGCUUAUUGGGAGAAAGUUUGAUGAUCCAGAGGUGCAGAGAGAUAUUAAGUUUUUACCAUAUAAGGUUGUGAACAAAGAUGGGAAGCCUUAUAUUCAGGUGAAGGUUAAAGGUGAAACAAAGGUGUUUAGCCCUGAGGAAAUCAGUGCUAUGAUAUUGGGUAAGAUGAAGGAAACAGCUGAGGCCUAUUUGGGGAAGAAAAUCAAAGAUGCUGUGGUAACAGUUCCAGCUUAUUUCAAUGAUGCACAGAGGCAGGCUACUAAGGAUGCAGGCAUCAUUGCUGGGCUCAAUGUGGCCCGAAUAAUCAAUGAGCCUACAGCGGCAGCUAUUGCCUAUGGUCUAGACAAGAAAGAAGAGAAGAACAUCUUGGUUUAUGAUCUUGGUGGUGGUACAUUUGAUGUUAGCAUUUUAUCCAUUGAUAAUGGUGUGUUUGAGGUAAGGUCUACAAGUGGAGACACCCACUUGGGAGGUGAGGACUUUGACCAUAGAGUGAUGGACUACUUCAUCAAGUUGAUCAAGAAGAAGUAUAACAAGGAUAUUAGCAAGGAUAACAAGGCUCUCGGGAAGCUUCGAAAGGAAUGUGAGAGAGCUAAGAGAGCCUUGAGUAGCCAGCACCAGGUCCGGGUGGAGAUUGAGUCUCUUUUUGACGGUAUUGAUUUCUCAGAGCCAUUGACAAGGGCUAGAUUUGAGGAGUUGAACAUGGACUUGUUCAAGAAGACCAUGGGGCCAGUGAAGAAGGCUUUAGAAGAUGCAGGCCUCAAGAAAAAAGAUAUUCAUGAGAUCGUGCUCGUUGGUGGGAGUACUCGAAUUCCUAAGGUGCAACAGUUGUUGAAGGACUUCUUUGAUGGGAAAGAACCAAACAAGGGAGUCAAUCCUGAUGAGGCUGUUGCCUUUGGUGCUGCAGUUCAGGGUGGAGUUCUUAGUGGAGAAGGCGGGGAUGAAACCAAAGACCUUCUUUUGCUUGAUGUUGCCCCUUUGAGUCUUGGUAUUGAAACAGCUGGUGGUGUUAUGACAAAAUUGAUUCCAAGGAACACUGUUAUCCCAACUAAGAAGUCUCAGAUCUUUACCACUUAUCAAGACCAGCAAACCACAGUAUCCAUCAAGGUGUAUGAAGGUGAAAGAAGCUUGACGAAGGAUUGUCGCUUGCUUGGAAAGUUCGAUCUCACUGGCAUUGCACCUGCUCCAAGGGGAGUGCCCCAAAUUGAGGUGACCUUUGAGGUUGAUGCAAAUGGCAUCCUACAAGUGAGAGCGGAGGACAAGGCGGCAAAGAGGUCUCAAUCAAUAACGAUUACUAACGACAAGGGGCGUCUGAGCCAGGAGGAGAUAGAGAGGAUGGUGAAGGAGGCUGAGGAAUUUGCAGAAGAGGAUAACAAAGUGAGGGAAAAGAUAGACGCCAGGAACAAGCUUGAGACCUACAUAUACAGCAUGAAGAGCACCAUCAACGACAAGGACAAGCUUGCAGAUAAGAUUGACUCAGAUGACAAGGAGAAGAUUGAAAGCACACUGAAGGAGGCUCUUGAAUGGCUGGAUGACAACCAAAACGCAGACAAGGAUGACUUUGAUGAGAAGCUGAAGGAGGUGGAAGCAGUGUGCAACCCAGUGAUAAAGCAAGUCUAUGAGAAGAGUGGUGGAGCUUCUUCUGCUGAUUCUCAGGAUGAGGACGAACCAAAUGAUGAGUUGUAG